AUGAGUCUAAGGAUGAAGCAAAGCAACGGCCCGGCGAGUUACUUAUCUUCUGGUGGCUUCAGCAGCAGGUCCAUGGGAUCCUGCUCAGUACCCAGAAAAAUCCCCACAACUAAUUAUGGAGCCCCCAUUACGGCUGUAACCAUCAACAAGAGCCUUCUCACUCCAAUGAAGAUAGACAUUGACCCCAAUGUCCAAGUUGUUCGCACCCAGGAGAAAGAACAGAUCAAGACCCUCAACAACCGUUUUGUCUCAUUUAUUGAUAAGGUGCAACGCCUGGAACAGGAAAACAAAAUGCUGGAAACCAAGUUGAAACUGCUGCAAGGCCAGGCUGUUCCUUCCUCCAACACUGAGCCCAUGCUGAAGGCUUACAUUGCAAGCCUACAAAGGCAGCUGGAAGAUACUCACAACUACAAACACACACUUCAGGCAGAGAGCACUGGCAUGUUCCAGAAAGUGGAUGAGUACAAAGCAAAGUACGAGGAAGAGAUUAACAAAAGGACUGAUGCAGAGAAUGAGUUUGUCGUACUCAAAAAGGAUUUGGAUGCAGGAUAUAUGAACAAUGUGGAUCUAGACAGCAGGGUGUCUUCUAUCAGGGAUGAAGUAUGCUUCUUAAAGGAGUUGUAUGAUACGGAGGUGCAGGAGCUACAGCAGAGCAUGAAGGACACCUGUGUGGUGGUGCAGAUGGAUAACUCCCGUGGCCUGGACAUGGACCAGAUUGUGUCUGAUGUUAGAGCUCAGUAUGAGGACAUUGCUGCCCGCAGCCGUGAAGAGGCUGAGGCCUGGCACAAGACCAAGUUAAACCAGAUUUCUGCUGAGGCAACCCAGUAUGACGGUGAGCUGCGUAACACCAAGGCAGAAAUAGCUGAGUUCAAGCGAAUGAUCACCCGCCUCCAGAGGGAGAUUGAGGCUGCAAAGGCACAGGUGAGUUUAAGAAUGAUUCAAGCAUGA
Molecule: messenger RNA, 948 nt
Organism: Menidia menidia (Atlantic silverside)
Lineage: Eukaryota; Metazoa; Chordata; Actinopteri; Atheriniformes; Atherinopsidae
Source: the annotation of a GenBank genome assembly